Molecule: messenger RNA, 3458 nt
Organism: Brienomyrus brachyistius
Lineage: Eukaryota; Metazoa; Chordata; Actinopteri; Osteoglossiformes; Mormyridae
Product: fibroblast growth factor receptor substrate 2-like
Exons: 7
Coding region: 656-2044 (462 amino acids)
Biological process (GO): cell surface receptor protein tyrosine kinase signaling pathway
Cellular component (GO): cytoplasm; cell-cell junction
Source: RefSeq, a predicted model, not a curated record
UUGUUAAUCAACUUGCGUUUAUUUUCUACUGCCUACCCCGACUUGUUUUGGUUAAGCCAAUUUCAAAUACAGUUGCACGUCUUACACGUGAUGGAUUUAAAAUAAUGUCACGGCGCUUUAUCGAAAUAAUUAGGCAAACAGUUACAGAGUAACAGCACAAACUUUUGAAAUAAAGCACGACCCGGAUGCGAUUGCAGGGCUGCGCCUGCUGGCGGAGGGAGGCCCGCUGCUGGGGGGCACCGUGCAAUCUGGCCGCUACAGCAGCGGGGCACCGCUGACUCGGCUCUUGCUUGUUUUUUCCUUUCUUUUACAAGUAUUUUGGUGCACUUUAACGCCACAAUAGUCAGACUGAAAAGGCCAGAGGAAUUACUAGUGCGUAUGUUUUGGUUGUGUAAAAUCCAUCAGAGUUUGGCGUGUUUUUUCGGAGUUUGGUGACCAAGCAGAGGGAUUUAAUCAGCCCGGGAGUCUGCGUGCUACCGCGCGUUUCUUUUGCGCCGCUUUAACGGUUCUUCAAUUCUGUCUGACGUCGAUGUGCCCUGCAGUGCUGCGGCAUCAAGGCCUGAACCUCUGCUCUGUUAUGAAAGUCCGGGAGCCGGAAAGGGAACCAGGGAUGCCGAUGGCUGGACGUAGAAGUCUGAUGGUCUUCUGAGGAAGAAUGGGCAGUGGCUGUAGCUGUAGAGACAGAGAUCCAGUGCCAGAUGACCAUCAAAACCAGUUUAAGGUCGUCAAUGUGGACGACGACGGUAACGAACUGGGCUCGGGCGUGAUGGAGCUGACCGAAGGCGAGCUGGUGCUGCACACGCGCAAGCGGUUCACGGUCCGGUGGCCCUACCUGUGCCUGCGCCGCUACGGAUACGACUCCAACCUCUUCUCCUUCGAGAGCGGCCGGCACUGUCAGACGGGCCAAGGCAUAUUCGCCUUUAAGUGCGUGCGAGCGGAGGAGAUCUUCAACAUGCUCCAGGACAUCAUGCACACCAACCGAAUCAGCGUGGUGGAGGAGGCGGUGCAGGAGGAGGCGGCGCCUAUGCCUCUACCCACAAGCUGCCUUCUGCCUUUGGAGGCCAAUGGGGCUCCGCUGUGCCCAUCGUUGGAAGGAGAUGCAUCGCGUCCAUCCAGCCGACACUCAUCUACCCGGUUGCCAUCAGUGGGGACAGAGUCCACCCACCCUCUGCUGGUCACUGAUGAAACGGUCCACACGUAUGUGAAUACCACCGUGGUUCAGCAAGAGGAUUGUGAGGCAAGUGGUCUCCACCUGCCGGUGGAGCUCGGGAUGUCUGACCCAGAACCCCAGGUGCUCCUGGACCACAGUGGGGCGAAGUUCACUCUCGGGCCCACACCUGUCCAGAGGCAGCUGAUGGCCAAGAAAAGGCAACCAAACUCCGCAGAAGUGGACCAGGGAAGGAAUACUCAGCCUGGCGGUGGUGCACCAGUUGAAUCGGACGGUGAUAAACUGAAGCAAUCCUCAGGAACUCCUAGGUCUUCAGAGGAUCUCCGGAAAGCGACAGCCCCUCCCACUCAAAGCAACCAUUGGCUUGGCCCAAUCUCUGAUGACACUGGCAUCAAGUGGGUUGCUCCGAGCUCAGAACCUUCCCCUUCUCCGGCACCUGUCUGGGUACGCCGUAAGCCUUACUCCGAAGAAGCAGCAAAGACGCCGUGCCUCAAUGGUCACCCCACGCCCCCACAAACGGACCCAUCGCGCUGCUACGUCAACACAGAGAGUGCCCUGAGGCCACACCCAUGGCGUGGGCCUGAUCGGUCCCCUCCCUCCAUGUUCAAAUUCGAUCUCCACUGGCCCGGCUUGGACCCUCACCGGCAGCUCCACUACAUCGAGCUGGAGAUGGAGAGGGGCUCAGGUUCCAGCAGUCCCCACACUCCCUGCACCCCCACCCCACCCCUAGCGCCACCGGCGACCCGUCGCACAGAACUUUACGCCAUCAUCGACGUGGAGCGUACGGUCGCCAUGUCCAACCUUCAGAAAGCGAUGCCGCGAGAGGAUGGGGCUUCCAGGAAAACGCGGCAUAACAGCAAUGAGCUACCCGUGUGACUCACCCGGAGCUGCAGUCUCACCAUGGAGAGCGCCCCCUUCAGGGCCGCUGGGGAACAUCUCAUGGUGGGCUUUCCAGAAGAUGAACAGUCGCGACCCCUUAAACUUGGAUGAAUUGUUAUGUAUGUGCUGUGUAUUUAGUCAAGGGAGAUGGUCCAGGAUCUUCACCCAUUGUCAUUUUUCCUCACAUUUCAGUAUCUGAAGGUAAUACAUACAAAUUUGAAAUUAUGUCAGAUUUUACAAGUUCAGAAUGUAGAUGUUCUGCUACAUUUGGAGCUCAGUUGGUUGUACUUGAAGUACUUUAACUAGGUGGCAUAUUUUCAUGCCCGUUGCUUGCAAGCUGGUAGUAAAAGUUAUUUUUUACGAAGGGAUUGUAACUUUACAAAACUACUUGCUUAUUAUUAACAUUUUAUUCUCCUCAUUAGAAAUUCAUAAUAAAUAUGAAACGGUAACAUAUAUGAUGCUGCACGUUUUAAUUUGGUAUUCGUAGUCCUGUCUUUUUUUUGAUGAAUAUUAAAGAUUUUCCUACUGUUUAUAGGAAUUGUGUAAAUUAUGGAAUAUUAUUUUUGACCAGUAAUGAAAAUGAUUUUUUUUACUGAAUGUUUCUCAUCCUGCUCUUAUCAGGGCUGUCCGGUGUUUUGUGCGGAAUUCUGAAACGGCUGAUUUGAAUGAUUGGAAAUUACCCCCCAGCCCGCACCACUUUGGAGGAAAAUAAUGAUUUGAUUUUGGAAUGGAAUGUGAAUGGGAAAAAAUGGGGUAGUUUUUUUUUUUUUUUUUUUUUUUUUUUGUAUACUUUGCUAUUUCUACGUUUCUAAUUAUAUUUAAUUAAAUGGCAUUCUUAAAAGGGGGGGGGGAGUGUAUACUUUGCAAUAACUAAAUGUCUUACCAUUGCUGUUGUUACCUGAGCCUUAUUUCAGUGCCAUGUUUACAAUACGAGACAUAUACCGCCGUUCUGAGCCCGUGUCGCCGUACAUAGUAGCAUAUGGCAGUAGCACCGGCUUUAACCCGGUCGGAUUGACUAAUGACAAACUGAUUAAAUCUGUGACACAUUGGAGCUGCCAUGAUUUGUUGAUGAUGGCAACGCUAAAAAUGCUCCAGCGUCGAUAUUUUAAAUCGUCUUUUCAUGGGAUUACCUUUUUAAUAUCUAAUUUAUUAUAACGAAUUCAUUAUAAUUGUUUUCUUUCAACGUCACAUUAAUUAUUGGAGUAGUUCGAAUUAUCACAAAACAAAAAGGUGGUUUGUACACUGCACGAGGUGUGAAGGACGUUUCCGCAACAAUCGCCCAACGCAGGAGCGCCCGAAUAGGCAGAACCGGCAUAAGUGUUGCCUGUUCAUGUUUAUUAAAUUACUAUUAGUAUGGAAAGUUUUUAGUGUCUUUUGUCCUUUUAACUGCCAAAUACACCAAUUAAAGCCA